CCCGCCCGCGCGCACCCGCCAGUGGCCUCGCGUCCGCUGCUGCGCUCGGUAGCGCAGCUGGUCGGAGGGAAGAGCUAGCCGGGCGGCGGGGAAGGACGGGGCGGCGGGGCGCCUUCGUGGAGUGAGCCUGACGGAGCCGGAGGCUUGGAGCCGCGGCGGCCUCGGGGAAUAUUUGGAUUGUGAACUGUUUCAGAACUUUGUUCUCAGGACCUAUUAUUUUAACAUUUGGGAGAAACACAUCCAGAAGAACUUUCCAUGUAAUAUUUUUGGACUUCACUUGACCUCAGGAAACUGGAUCCAUGGAAACCAAAGCUUCAGAUGCACAGUUGACUGAAGGAGGACCUGAGAAGGCUUCAGAUGACAUCAGAGGUGCUUUUCAACAGCCUUCUUGAUUUCCUUUCUCAGAAAGCAGAGGCUCAAACCUUGGAGACAGACGUUCACUGGAGUCCUCCUCUUAAGCUCCCAACUACCUYGUCUGUAUCUCUGUGUUGUGGGUGCCAUGGCAAGACCUGUGGCAAGCCAUCACUGCUGUAGGGAGUGAACACGUCAGACCUGGACACAACAAAGCUGGAUCUCUGAUUAACAGUAACUUCUUCAGUUAAACUGAGUUUAUUACUUGAAACACUUGGUUAUAUACACAGACUACUGAUAUUUGCAUUUAAUGAAGAACAAAAGAUGAAGAUGGAAAAGCAAUAUAUUCACUAAGAAUUGUCUGCCUGCUUGCUACUACAGACCUGUGUAUUGAGGAAUUCUGCUUCUUAGAAGUUGAUCAACUCUGGAGAGACUGCAUUAGAAUUUACCUGCCUUUUAUCUUGUCAUUGCCAGAAGAAAUCUUGGUCAGAAUGUAACAGUACCUCUCUACCUGAUUGCUAUGGAAGGUGAUAAACUGAUACUCACUUAUUAAAGUUGAAUCUCACUCACCUACAGAAAAUCAUCCUUUAAAGUAAAUAGAAACCAAGCCCUUGUGAACACUUCUAUUGAACAUGACUCAUGGAGAAGAGCUUGGCUCUGAUGUGCAUCAGGAUUCUAUUGUUUUAACUUACCUAGAAGGAUUACUAAUGCAUCAGGCUGCAGGGGGAUCAGGUACUGCCGUUGACAAAAAGUCUGCUGGGCACAAUGAAGAAGAUCAGAACUUUAACAUUUCUGGCAGUGCAUUUCCCACCUGUCAAAGUAAUGGUCCAGUUGUCAAUACACACACAUACCAGGGAUCUGGCAUGCUGCAUCUCAAAAAAGCCAGACUGUUGCAGUCUUCUGAGGACUGGAAUGCAGCAAAGCGGAAGAGGCUGUCUGAUUCCAUCGUAAAUUUAAACGUAAAGAAGGAAGCUUUGCUAGCUGGCAUGGUUGACAAUGUGCCUAAAGGCAAACAGGACAGCACAUUACUGGCCUCUUUGCUUCAGUCAUUCAGCUCGAGGCUGCAGACUGUUGCCCUGUCACAACAAAUUAGGCAGAGCCUCAAGGAGCAAGGAUAUGCCCUCAGUCAUGAUUCUUUAAAAGUAGAGAAGGAUUUAAGGUGCUAUGGUGUUGCAUCAAGUCACUUAAAAACUUUAUUGAAAAAAAGUAAAGCUAAAGAUCAAAAGCCAGAUACCAAUCUUCCUGAUGUAACUAAAAACCUCAUCAGAGACAGGUUUGUAGAGUCGCCUCAUCAUAUUGGACAGAGUGGAACAAAGGUCGUGGGUGAGCCCUUGUCAUGUGCUGCAAGAUUACAGGCUGUUGCAAGCAUGGUGGAAAAAAGAGCUAGUCCUGCCACCUCACCUAAACCUAGCGUUGCCUGCAGCCAAUUAGCAUUACUCCUCUCCAGUGAAGCCCACCUGCAGCAGUAUUCUCGGGAACAUGCUUUAAAAACACAAAAUGCAAAUCAAGCAGCAAGCGAAAGACUUGCUGCUAUGGCCAGAUUACAAGAGAAUGGCCAGAAGGAUGUAGGCAGUUUCCAGAUCUCAAAAGGAAUGUCAAGCCAUCUCAAUGGUCAGGCACGAACAUCAAGCAAAUUAGUGGCUAGCAAAAGUAACGCUACAACAUUUCAAAACCCAAUUGGUGUUGUUCCUUCUUCUCCCAAAACUYCAAGCUAUAAGAACUCACUGGAAAGAAACAACAUAAAACAAGCUGCUAAUAAUAGUUUGCUUUUACAUCUUCUUAAAAGCCAGACCAUACCUAAGCCAAUGAAUGGACAUAAUCAGAAUGAGAGGGGAAGCAUUUUUGAGGAUGGGAGUACUCCCACAACUAUUGAUGAGUAUUCAGACAACAAUCCUAGUUUUACAGAUGACAGCAGCGGUGAUGAAAGUUCUUAUUCCAACUGUGUUCCCAUAGACUUGUCUUGCAAACACCGCAUUGAAAAACCAGAAUCUGACCAGCCUGUUUCUCUUGAUAAUUUAACUCAGUCCUUGCUAAACACUUGGGAUCCGAAAGUCCCCGAUGUAGACGUCAAAGAGGAUCAUGAUACCUCAAAUAAUUCUAAGCUAAAUUCACACCAGAAAGUAACACUUCUUCAAUUGCUACUUGGCCAUAAAAAUGAAGAAAAUGUAGAAAAAAUCACCAGCCCUCAGGGAGUACACAGUGAUGUGACAAAGUUCAAUACUCAGAAUUAUACAAGGACUUCUGUAAUAGAAAGCCCCAGUACAAACAGGACUACUCCAGUGAGUACUCCACCGUUACUUACAUCGGCCAAAGCAGAGUCUCCCAUCAAUCUUUCUCAACACUCUCUGGUCAUCAAAUGGAAUUCUCCACCAUAUGCCUGCAGUACUCAGUCUGAAAAGAUGGCAAAUACUACAUCUAACCACUUGAUGGACCUUACAAAAAGCAAAGAAUCACAAGGAGAGAAACCAGCUCAAAAUGAAGGUGCGCAAAAUUCUGCAGCUUUUAGUGCCAGUAAACUAUUACAGAAUUUGGCACAGUGUGGAAUGCAGUCUUCCAUGGCAGCCGAAGAKCAGAGACCCAGCAAACAGUUGUUAAGUGUAAACACAGAUAAACCUGUGGGUAUAAUUGAUAGAUUAAAUAGCCCUUUGCUGUCAAAUAAAACAAAUACAAUUGAGGAAAAUAUAGCAUUCAGUAAUCAACCAGCAGUUUCGGAACCAGGACUUUCUGGUUCUGAAAUAGAAAAUCUGCUAGAAAGACGUACUGUUCUCCAGUUGCUUCUGGGAAAUCCCAACAAAGGUAAGAGUGAAAAGAAAGAAAAAAUUCCUGUAAGAGAUGAAAGUACUCAGGAACAUACAGAGAGAGCUUUAAGUGAACAGAUAUUGAUGGUGAAAAUAAAAUCUGAGCCUUGUGAUGACUUACAUAUUCAUAAUACAAAUGUGCACUUGAGCCAUGAUGCGAAGAGCAGCCCAUUCUUAGGUAUGAAUCCCACCACGCAGAGAAGCGCAGCUGCCUUACCAGUGUCUGAGGACCUUAAAUCAGAGCCUGUUUCACCUCAGGAUUUUUCUUUCUCAAAGAAUGGUCUGUUAAGCCGAUUGCUGAGACAGAAUCAAGAGAGUUAUCUGGCAGAUGAUCUAGACAAGAGUCACAGAAAUAGUGAACUGACACCACUAGAAUCAAAGAAUCUUUGCAUGGUCCCUAAGAAAAGGAAGCUUUAUACUGAGCCAUUAGAAAGUCCAUUUAAAAAGAUGAAAAAUAACAUUGUUGAUGCUGCAAAUAAUCACAGUGCUCCAGAAGUACUUUAUGGAUCCUUGCUUAACCAGGAGGAGCUGAAAUUUAGCAGAAAUGAUCUUGAAUUUAAAUAUCCUGCUGGUCAUGGUUCAGCCAACGAAAGUGAACAUAGGAGUUGGGCCAGAGAGAGUAAAAGCUUCAAUGUUCUGAAACAGCUGCUUCUCUCAGAAAACUGUGUUCGAGACUUGUCCCCACACAGGAGUAACUCUGUUGUUGACAGUAAAAAGAAAGGACACAAAAACAAUGUGACCAAUAGCAAACCUGAAUUUAGCCUUUCUUCUUUAAAUGGACUGAUGUACAGUUCCUCUCAGCCCAACAGUUGCAUGGACAACAGGACAUUUUCAUAUCCAGGAAUGGUAAAAUCUCCUGUGAGCCCUCCUUUCCCUGAGCACUUGGGCUGUGUGGGGUCUAGACYAGAAUCUGGACUUUUGAAUGGGUGUUCCAUGCCCAGUGAGAAGGGACCCAUUAAGUGGGUUAUCACAGAUGCGGAUAAGAAUGAGUAUGAAAAAGACUCUCCAAGACUGACCAAAACUAACCCAAUACUGUAUUACAUGCUCCAGAAAGGAGGCAAUUCUGUUACCAGCCGAGAAACACAGGACAAGGACAUUUGGAGGGAACCUUCGUCUGCCGAAAGUGUCUCACAGGUUACAGUCAAAGAAGAGUUACUUCCUGCUGCAGAAACUAAAGCUUCUUUCUUUAAUUUAAGAAGCCCUUACAAUAGCCAUAUGGGAAAUAAUACUUCUCACCCACACAGUGCAAAUGGAGAGGUGUAUGGACUUCUGGGAAAUGUGGUAACAAUAAAAAAGGAAUCAGAAUAAAAUGAAUCUGCCAUCAAGCUUUGGAUCUUUUUAAAACUACUUAGUAUGAACUUGAGAUCUGUAUAAAUAAGAGCAUGAUUUGAGAAAAGCAUGGUAUAAUUGAAACUUUUUUCAUUUUGAAAAGUAUUGGUUACUGGUGAUGUUUAAAUAUGCAUACUAAUUUUUGCUUAACAUUAGAUGUCAUGAGGAAGCUAUUGAACUAGCAAACUGGUUGUUUAACACUUCUGUAUGCACCAGAUAACAACUGUGAGUAGCCUAUGAAUGAAAUUCUUUUAUAAUCAUAAAUAAGAGGCAUACAUUAAAAUGUAAAAUUCCAUCCAUAGUGGAUUAAUGCAUUUUGCUGCCUUUUGCCUUCAUUAGGGUACUUUAUUUUGCAUUUCAGAAGUCAGCUUGCAUAACACAUGUUUUUAAAGUUCAAACUCUUUAAAGGGUAAUUAUUAAAUAAAAAAAUAGUGAUGAUUCACAUCUCAUAUCCAAUUCAAAAGUAAGUCAGAAAAAAUAUGCUUACAUUUUUCACUUUUUGCUAAAAAAAAACAUAUUUAUUUUUAAACACUUAGAAAGGGUUUUGUGUCUGCCCCCACCCAGACCUUUUCAAUAUACAUUUCUUUAAACCUUGUACUAUUUAGUAAAAAUUGAUUAAAAUUGAGGGAAGUUUGAUAGAUCCUUUAAAAAAAAAAAGGCAGAUUUCCAUUUUUUGUAUUUUAACUACUUUACUAAAUAAAUACUCCUUUUACAGAAUUAGKAAAGUUAACAUUUAUCUUCAGGUGGUUUCCUGAAUAGUUGACUAUUUAAAAAUUUUUUUUAACAGAAGCAAAAAAUGGCUUUUCUUUGGACAAUUUUCGCCAUCUCUUGUAAAAGUUGAUUCUCACCAUUUCUGUGGUACCUAUGAGUCUUAUGACCAGGAUUUCUUAAAGCUGGACUCAGACCACCUGCAUUAGAAUCAUCUAGAGCACUUGUUUUAAAAUGCAGAUCCAUAGGCAGCAUCUUGGACCUACAAAACAAGGAUCUCUGCUGAGUGGACUUGGGAUCUUCCAUCUGCAUCUUAACAUGCUCCCUAGAUGUUUGAGAACCAUUGCUGAUGACUUUUCUCAGAACAUGAGUCUGUAAAGAAACUAUCUGAUGCCUAUAUUUUCCCCAGUAGUCAUACGUCAACUCAAAAUUUGCAAUAUUGUAGUUCCUAUAUUGCCGUUAUGUCUUUGGAAAUCGGGUUCAGAAUACUUUUUAUGACACAAAAAUUGGGUGGAGGGGACAACUUUCAUAUCUGGCUCAACAUCUCAGGAAAAUCUAUUAUUUAUGUGUUCUAAUGAGUAACAUCUACUUAAUUAGCCUUAGGGAUGGAAUAACAGGGCCACUUACCAAACUCAGGUGAUUCCAGGAUGAUUUGAAAACUUCUCCUGAAUACAUCCUUAUCUUCUAUUAAAACCAUUGUCCUAAGAACAGUGCUGACAAAGAUUAAAACAUUUAGUUCAAACCCAAGAAAGGAACUAAACUCAGAUUGACUUAUUAGCAAAAAAGUACAAAAGGCACAUAUCCAUGAAAAUGUACACAAUAACUCCAUUGGAUUUAUUUGUUAUAAAUAGUAAUUAAAAGCAGAUAUCCAAAGGGUUUUGGAAGGACUUAAUAUGUAAUUGAGCCAAUGGGAUGUUAGUCUUAAAACAAGUCUUAUUUUUUUUUUAAGUUCAGUUUUCAUAAUCCACAGUUCAUUCACCAGGUAAUAUUUUUUUGUUUUCAGUUGUGAGCCAGGUUAGCAACUAACCCAUCAAAAAUUACUGUAUAAAAACUAUUAAUUAGAAGGAAAUAUAUUUGAACUUGUUCUACUUGAAAUUGUUUCUAAAAUUUUUGUAUUAAAAAGGUUGUUAUUUCCUAAUAUGUUCUAAAAUGCUAAAAUGAUUAUUUUUUUCUCAAAAUGAUUUGUAAAUAGUUACUGGAUAUAUUAUGCAGUAGUAGGAGCAAAUAUACUGCAUCACAAGGAGAUGAAGGCAUCUGCUUAUUCUGACAUGAAGAUUCCACUGGCCAGUGAAUAUAGUUAGUCUAUUCUGUAUCCGUUCUGUGACAAUCUCAUUGUCUACACUUAGAAACAAGCUUUUCAGCAAGUCAUUUUUCUCAGGCAUUGUGAAAGGUCUGGAACAUUAGGUGUAUGUCAGAAAAAAAURUUAGUAUUCUCUCUUAGUUAGGGAGAAUGGACUUUUUUACAAGGGAGUGACGUUUAGGUCAGGGACAAGAGCAUCCAGAGCCAGCAUUGCUGUUUUUUUUGUUGUUGUUGUUGUUGUUUGUUUGUUUGUUUGGUUGGUUGGUUGGUUGAUGGGUUGGUUGUUUCUAUUGUUGUUAACAAAGGAAUGAGAAUAUGUAAUACAGAAAUAAAUAUGACCACAAAGAACACUGUUCUGAUUUACUAGAGAAUGUCCCCCAAUUUGAGUUUAGAAUGAUUUUAAAGAAGAGCAGUAAGAAAGGGCAUACAUCCAUAAAUUCAAUUUAUUUAUGCAUAUAUAGAUACAAGGAUGCACAUAUACACAUUUUCAAGGACUAUUUUAGAUAUCGAGGCAGUUUCUUCCUAAUAAAGUCAUUUGUGAAAGGGUACUACAGCUCCCGUUGACAUCAGUAAGGUAGCAUUACCUGUUUAUUCUCUACUGCAUCUUACAGAAGAGUAAACUGGUGAGAGUAUAUAUUUUAUAUAUAUAUAUAUAUGUAAUAUGUAUAUAUAUAUAUUGACUUGUUACAUGAAGAUGUUAAAAUUGGUUUUUAAAGGUGAUGUAAAUAAUGAUUUCCUUAAUGAAAAAUACAUAUUUUGUAUUGUUCUAAUGCAACAGAAAAGCCUUUUAAUCUCUUUGGUUCCUGUAUAUUCCAUGUAUAAGUGUAAAUAUAAUCAGACAGGUUUAAAAAUUGUGCAUGUAUGUAUACAGUUGCAAGUCUGGACAAAUGUAUAGAAUAAACCUUUUAUUUAAGUUGUGAUUACCUGCUGCAUGAAAAGUGCAUGGGGGACCCUGUGCAUCUGUGCAUUUGGCAAAAUGUCUUAACAAGUCAGAUCAGAUGUUCAUCCUAACAUGACAGUAUUCCAUUUCUGGACAUGACUUCUGUGGCUUAAGCUUUGUGAAAGAAUGUGCUUUGAAUCCAAGGGUCUUAAAUUUUUUUUUUUAAUCGAGUCAACCACUUUUCAACAUAAAGAAUUCACGCAACUACUUUCAUGAAUUUUUAAAUCCCAUUGGAAACAUAAUAUUAUACCAGGUGUCUGCCAGUGUUUGUUAAUACUGGAAUACAGGCACAUUACCGUUUAUGGUAAGAAUCUGGGGUUUACACAGCCAGCUUUGAUGCAACCUGCUCAGUAAUAUAAUUUGUCAUUUUUAUUAGAAAUUUAAUUUCUUCAUAUGAUGUCAUGAAACUGUACAUACUGCAGUGUGAAUUUUUUGUUUUGUUUUUUAAUCUUUUAGUGUUUACUCCUGCAGUGAAUUUGAAUAAAUGAGAAAAAAAUG
Molecule: messenger RNA, 7924 nt
Organism: Urocitellus parryii (Arctic ground squirrel)
Lineage: Eukaryota; Metazoa; Chordata; Mammalia; Rodentia; Sciuridae
Source: RefSeq, a predicted model, not a curated record